AUGGUUCUACGAAACGUACUUUAUGUGCCAAACUAUGAAGUGAACCUGUUUUCUGUCAAUCGAUCCGUCAGAUUUGGGCACAAAUUCGUAUUUAAUAAAAGUGAAGCAAAGUUAACAUUAAAUCAUGGUCCACAAGUCAAUCUCACUGAAGACAGUGGUUUAUUUUAUCUGAAGAUUACCUUUCAAAGGUCCAGUGCAUGUCAUUCGACCACUUACAACACAAAUAAAGCAUCAAUCAAAGGAGGUAUUAAUCUGUGGCACCAAAGGCUCGGACACUUAAACAAGGAUGACGUCAAACGCACCAUUGGCUGUAAAGAUAAUUUGAAGGAAGUAUGCGAAACGUGUGCACUUGGAAAGCAAUCUAGUAAACCUGUACCGAAAGAAACGCAGAACAAGUCGCAGAAAGUUCUCGAACUCGUUUACUCAGAUAUACUCGGUCCAUUUGAAGUACCUAGCCUCAGUGGAUCUAGAUAUGCGAUUACAUUUAUCGACGAAUACUCGAAACAUUCCAUCGUAAAGUUUAUGAGCAAGAAAUCCCAAGCUUUUGAAAAUUUAAAGAGUAUGUAGCUGAAUAUGGAACACCUCAAAGACUGAGAACUGACAAUGGAGCUGAAUACACAUCGAAGCAAUUCAAGGAUUACUGCAGAGACUCAAAAAUAAAGCAAGAAUUUACUGUUCCAGAAACCCCACAACAGAACGGAGUUGCAGAACGCUUCAAUCGAACUGUAGUUGAAAUGGGACGGUCUCUGUUAAUACAAGCCAAGUUACCAAAGUGCUACUGGGUAAGAGCCUUAUCUACAGCAGCUCACAUACGAAAUCUUACAGUAACUGCCAAUAGCAACCAAGGAAAGAGUCUUUUUGAACUCUUUACCGGAAAACCACCAAGGCGCAACCAGCUACGAGUUUUUGGCUGCACGGCAUAUGUUAUGAAAAGAAAGAUCAACAUGAAGAAGCUGGAUUCGAGAUCGGUGAAAGCCAAAUUUAUCGGUUAUGAUGACAAAAGCACAGCCUACAUCUUGCAAGAAUUCGACUCAAAAAAGGUCAUCAAAGCACGUAAUGUCAUCUUCAAAGAGAACGAAAUCCAGUCAUUCUCAGCCAGAGAAACGAUGAGUCCGGACAACCCAAACCUUGUGAGUCCAAACAUGGAUUUUGAAGAUGAUCGCUCGAAUGACGAAGCCACAAAGAUACCGGUCCAAGCUAGAGUGGGGGAAAAUGAUAAGACACCUGUUGUUCAAAAUCCACAUCAAGUCGAAGAAAACCCUGAGGAAGACGAAGUCGCACUCCCCAGAGAAAGCAGAAAUCGUCGCCCCCCCGGAACGAUAUGGAUUACCCUACACGUUUAA
Molecule: messenger RNA, 1343 nt
Organism: Paramuricea clavata
Lineage: Eukaryota; Metazoa; Cnidaria; Anthozoa; Malacalcyonacea; Plexauridae
Source: the annotation of a GenBank genome assembly